CCGAUUAUUUUCCCAGGGACAAGAUGACAGCUUUGCCAUCGUCUUCCUUCUUUUCUGAUUUUGGGCUGCUGUUGUAUUUGGAGGAGCUUAACAAAGAGGAAUUAAAUAGAUUCAAGUUACUCCUAAAGAAUGAGGCCAUGGAAUCUGGGUACUGCCUGAUACCCUGGGCUGAAGUGAAGAAGGCCAAGCGGGAGGAUUUGGCUAACUUGGUGAACAAGUAUUUUCCAGGAGAGCAGGCCUGGAAUGUGGCUCUCAAAAUCUUUGGCAAGAUGAACCUGAAGGAUCUGUGUGAGAGGGCAAAAGCAGAGAUCAACUGGGCAGCUCAGGCCAUGGGACCAGAGGACACCAGGGCUGGAGAGGCACAAGGUGAUCAGGAGGCAGUGCUGGGUGAUGGAACAGAAUACAAAAUUCAAAUACAGGAAAAAUUUUGCAUCAUGCGGCAUAAGAAGUGUUUGUUUAGAGAACCUAAAGAUUUCCAUGAUAAAAUUGCUGAGGAAGGUCGAGAACUGUUGGAACAUUUGUUUGAUGUGGAUGUCAGAACUGGUGAGCAGCCACGGACAGUGGUGCUUCAGGGGGCUGCUGGAGUUGGAAAAACCACCUUGGUGAGAAAGGCAUUGUUAGAUUGGGCCCAGGGCAACCUCUAUUAUCAGAAAUUUACCUAUAUGUUUUAUCUUAAUGCAAGAGAAAUUAACCAGCUGAGAGAAAGAAGCUUUGUUCAGAUGAUAUCAAAAGACUGGCCCAGCACCGAAGGCCCUGUUGAAAGGAUUAUGUCCCAGCCAAAUAGUCUCCUUUUUAUAAUUGAUAGUUUUGAUGAACUAAACUUCGCGUUUGAGGAACCCGAGUUUGAGCUGUGCGAUGACUGGACCCAGGUACACCCAGUGUCAUUCGUCAUGAGUAGUUUGCUGAGGAAAGUGAUGCUCCCUGAGUCAUCCUUACUGGUGACAACGAGGCUCGCAGCUUGUAAGAAACUAAAGCCUUUGUUGAAAAGUCCGCGUUCUGUAGAGCUACUAGGUCUGUCUGAGGAUGCAAGAGAGGAGUAUAUUUACCAGUUUUUUGAAGACAAGAGGCUAGCCUUGCAAGCAUUGGAUUUACUAAGAAACAAUGAGAUGCUUUUUAGCAUGUGCAAAGUCCCCCUAGUGUGCUGGGUCAUUUGUACUUGUCUGGAACAGCAAACGAAGAAGGGUAGUGAUAUUACAUUGACCUGCAAAACCACCACAGCUCUGUUUACCUGCUAUAUCUCUAGCUUGUUCACACAGGUAGAUGGACGCUGUCCUAGUCUUCCCAACCAAACCCAACUGAGGAGCCUGUGCCACUUGGCUGCUAAAGGAGUAUGGACUAUGACACACGUGUUUUAUAGGGAAAAUCUCAGAAAGCAUGGGUUAACUAAAUCUGAUGUCCCGGUUUUCCUGGACAUGAAUAUUCUUCAGGUGGACACAGAGUAUGAAAACUGCUAUGAGUUCACCCACCUACACAUUCAGGAGUUUUUUGCAGCUAUGUUCUAUUUGUUGAAAGACAGCUGGGGAAUCACAGAUCGUUCCUCUCAGUCCUUUGAACAAGACUUGAAGCUGUUACUUGAAAGCAACAGUCAUAGAGAGCCCCAUCUGAUGCAGAUGAAAUACUUUUUGUUUGGCCUAUUGAAUGAAGAUCAAGUAAAACAACUGGAGGAGACUUUUAACUGUAAAAUGUCACUGGAGAUAAAGUGGAAGAUACUUCAGUGGAUGAAAAUAUUAGGAAACAAUGACUAUUUCCCAUCACAGCUGGGAUGCCUGGAGUUGUUUCACUGUCUGUAUGAGACUCAAGAUGAAGCAUUUAUAAGCCAGGCAAUGAGAUAUUUCCAAAAGGUUGUCAUUCAUAUUUAUGGGAAAAUCCAUUUGCUUGUGUCUUCAUUCUGCCUGAAGUAUUGCCAAGGUUUACGGGCCAUUAAACUGUGUGUGGCAUUUGAGAAGAUGUUAAACUCAAGACCCCCAGCUGAAACUUGGGAUGGUGGUUGCAUUACUUGUUGCUGGCAAGAUCUCUGUUCUGUGCUCCAUACAAAUGAACACUUGAGAGAAUUGGACCUGUGUCAUAGCAACCUUGAUGAGUUAGCAAUGAAGACUUUUUAUCAAGAACUCAGGCACCCAAACUGUAAACUACAGAAACUAUUGUUGAGAUUUCUUUCUUUCCCUGAUGCUUGUCAGAAUAUCUCUAGUUCUUUGACUCACAACCAGAAUCUGAUGCAUCUCGACCUGAAAGGGAGUGAUGUAGGGGACAAUGGAGUAAAGUCAUUAUGUGAAGCCUUGAAACACCCAGACUGUAAACUACAGAAUCUGAGUUUGGAAUCCUGUGACCUAACUACACUUUGUUGUCUGAAUAUCUCUGAGGCUCUUGUCAGAAGCCAGAGCCUGGUAUUUCUGAAUCUGUCGACCAAUAAUCUAUUGGAUGAUGGAGUGGAGCUGUUAUGUGAGGCCUUGAGAGAUCCAAAGUGUUACCUAGAGAGACUGUCUUUAGAAAGCUGUGGCCUCACAGUGGCUGGUUGCCAGGAUCUCUCUUUGGCUCUUAUCAACAAUAAAAGGCUGACACAUUUGUGCUUGGCGGAUAAUGCCUUGGGAGAUGGUGGACUAAAGCUUAUGAGUGAUGCCUUGAAACAUCCACAGUGCACGCUACAGAGCCUUGUGCUGAGACGUUGCCAUUUCACUUCACUGAGCAGUGAACAUCUCUCGUCUUCCCUCCUGCACAACAAGAGCCUGACACAUCUGGAUCUGGGGUCAAACUGGCUACAAGAUGAUGGAGUAAAGCUUCUGUGUGAUGUCUUUCAGCAUCCAAGCUGUAGUCUUCAGGACCUGGAAUUGAUGGGCUGUGUUCUCACUGGUGCAUGUUGUCUGGAUCUGGCUUCUGCUAUUUUGAACAACCCAAACCUGCGGAGCCUGGACCUUGGGAACAAUGACUUGAAGGAUGAUGGAGCAAAAAUUCUGUUUGAGGCUUUGAGACAUCCAAACUGUAACAUUCAGAGGCUCGGGCUGGAAUAUUGUGAUUUGACCUCUCUCUGUUGUCAGGAUCUCUCCUCUGCUCUUAGCAGCAACCAAAGACUGAUAAAAAUAAACCUGACACAGAAUACCUUAGGUUGUGAAGGAAUUAUGAAGUUAUGUGAAGUCUUGAGGUCUCCUGAAUGUAAACUACAAGUUCUAGGGUUGUGCAAAGAGGCAUUUGAUGAGGAAGCCCAGAAGCUGCUGGAAGCUGUGCGAGUUAGCAAUCCUCACCUAGUCAUUAAGCAAGAUUAUAAUGACCAUAAUGAAGAAGAUGGUUCCUGGUGGCAGUGUUUCUGA
Hipposideros armiger (great roundleaf bat) is the source of this 3302-nucleotide messenger RNA. RefSeq names its product NLR family pyrin domain containing 14 (gene NLRP14). Gene Ontology annotation, molecular function: protein binding. The coding region runs from base 24 to 3302 and encodes 1092 amino acids. Gene Ontology annotation, cellular component: cytoplasm. Gene Ontology annotation, biological process: regulation of inflammatory response. The transcript is spliced from 11 exons. The record is from RefSeq and is a predicted model, not a curated record. Lineage: Eukaryota; Metazoa; Chordata; Mammalia; Chiroptera; Hipposideridae.